Messenger RNA from Yarrowia lipolytica CLIB122, 1572 nucleotides. RefSeq lists its product as uncharacterized. Gene Ontology annotation, biological process: GPI anchor biosynthetic process. Gene Ontology annotation, molecular function: mannosyltransferase activity. Gene Ontology annotation, cellular component: endoplasmic reticulum membrane; glycosylphosphatidylinositol-mannosyltransferase I complex. NCBI's taxonomy places the organism in Eukaryota, Fungi, Ascomycota, Dipodascomycetes, Dipodascales. The record is from RefSeq and is a predicted model, not a curated record.
AUGCGACGACGAGCUACUAUUCUGGCUGAUCUUCAGCAGCAUGGAGACAAGAUCUCCUUCAAGCCCGGCGACAACAACAAGUCCAAGCUGACCGUGUCCGUCAACGCCCCUCGACAGGACCGCUUCUCGGCGCCCGUUUCUAACGCCGAUCUCGACGUGUUGAACCACGUGGCCGAUGUUUCAGUGGCAUGGGGACGACCCAGUGCUGCCCAGCAGCCCGUGCUGUUUGCAGCUGCUUACGAGCCCGGUCUGCACGUGACCGUGGUCAAGAAGCAGGCGUCGGAGCCCCGCAAAUGGGGCGAGGAGAAGCCCUCUGAGGCUGCUCCUGAGCUGGUGCACGUGGCCAAGUUCCUGGAGGAGCAGCUUGGUCUGCCUGUGGAUCCCAAGACCUUCAUCGAGUCGCGAUCCGACUACACCUACUACGACCCUCUUGUCGGUCCCGAGGCAUUUGGCCACUUUGUGGACAAGCACUCUGCCUGUUCCGAUGAGUCCGAGGAGUUUGUGAAUGACCUGGACACUUUCAACUACGCCCAGAGUGCGUCUUUCCACAUUGAUCACGACAAGAAGGAGCUGGUGACAGAGGUGACCAUCCCCGAUCUCGAGCACUACUUCAACCAGAAGAAGCAGCACAUUUCGCGGGCGUGCAAGAACGACCGUCUGGAGGUCGGGAUCUUCGAUCUCAACAACCUGGCCACUUCCUACGCCUUUCGAGGAGUUGCCGAGCUCAAGGGCCUGCUCCAUGACUCUACCAAGGAGAAGCCCCAAGAGACCUUCCUAGUGAUCGAGCCUCGACACAACAUCGGUGCUGGAUCUGUGUCUGUGGACUUUGAGCGUCCUGUUGGUCUGCAUCCCAAGUCGGAGCUCAAGCUGAGACACAUUGCCAUUCCUACCGAUCACAAUGACGAGAACGAUGGAGUCAAACACUGCAGACUGUUUGCCAAGUACUCCGCCCCCUCUUCUAUCUUCUUUGACAAGUAUCAGCUUGCGGACCUCGAGAGAACCACCUCUGAACACCCCAACGGUCAAGGACGUCUUCUUGCGCUGUGGGGAGAAGCCGAUCUUGAAGAACCCCGUUACCACACCGAGGGCUGGGGCUCCGAAGCUUUGGUUGAGAUCUUCCCCAUCACUGAUGCUCCCGAGGGAACCCCCUUCAACCUCAACUUCACUCUUCCUCUGCAUCUGCGGUACGAGGAGCCCAAGGAGGGAGAGACAUACGAGCCCAACGAGGCCCCCUGGCCCCUGGUGUUUUGGGUCUGUGCAGAGACCGAUGAGCAGUUGGCCAACUUCAAGCAAUCGCCCUUUGACGUGACCCACAACUCGUAUAUGCGUCUGUUCCCGGAGGGAGUGUCUUACCACCAUAUUGGACCUCGAGAGGCCAAUGGACGAGGAUUCCCUCUUCUGUCCACGUCUUGGGGAACUCCCGUGGCUGACAUUGAUCGGUUUGCCGCCGUCAGAGACUACACUUCUAUCAUGAUGGUAGCUGGUUUCCUUAUGGUCACCAUUGCUAUUCUGCGAAAGGUGUUCCGAGGUAAGGCUAUGAGUGAGGAGUUGAAGGAGAAGAAGGAGCAGUAG